GACGAACAAGCCAGGAAGCCUCUGGCGAAAUACAGAAGUGCACUACUUUUCUUGCUUUUUGUUUUUUUUUCUCUUUUUGCUUGGCUCAGACGUCUGUGGUGAUCCUCCGGCAGCUCUUCUUCUCCUGCUUCUUCUCCUCCCCCCACCCUCUCCGUGCGCAAUGGCGAAAGAAAACGGCGAGUCCAGCGAUGGAUCUUGGAAAAAGCAUGUCGAUGAUAUCAAGAAAAUAUUUGACUUCAAGGAAGUCCUUGGGACCGGUGCGUUUUCCGAGGUGGUGAUGGCUCGGGAGAGGGCCACAGGAAAGAUGGUCGCAAUCAAGUGCAUCCCAAAGAAGGCGCUCAAGGGGAAGGAGACGAGCAUCGAAAACGAAAUCGCCGUCCUUAGGAAGAUAAAGCAUGAGAAUAUAGUGGCUCUGGAGGACAUCUACGAGAGCUCGAACCACCUGUACCUCAUAAUGCAGCUGGUGUCUGGAGGUGAGCUGUUUGACCGCAUCGUAGAAAAGGGCUUCUACACAGAGAUGGAUGCCAGUCGGCUCAUUCGGCAGGUUUUGGAUGCAGUCAACUAUCUGCACUCCAUGGGCAUCGUGCACAGGGACCUGAAGCCUGAGAACCUGCUGUACUUCAGUCCUCAUGAUGAGUCAAAGAUCAUGAUCAGUGACUUUGGCCUGUCAAAGAUGGAGGGAACAGGUGGCGUGAUGGCCACCGCCUGUGGGACCCCUGGAUACGUGGCUCCUGAGGUUUUAGCACAGAAGCCCUACAGUAAAGCUGUGGACUGCUGGUCUAUUGGGGUCAUCGCUUACAUUCUCCUCUGCGGCUACCCGCCUUUCUACGACGAGAACGAUUCAAAGCUCUUUGAGCAGAUUCUUAAGGCAGACUAUGAGUUCGACGCGCCGUAUUGGGAUGACAUUUCAGACUCUGCCAAAGACUUCAUCAGCUGCCUAAUGGAGAAGGACCCAGAGAAGAGAUUCACUUGUGAUCAGGCUCUUGAGCACCCCUGGAUUGCUGGAGACACGGCUCUCUGCAAGAACAUACACGAAUCAGUCAGUCGACAGAUGCGUAAAAACUUUGCCAAAAGCAAAUGGAGGCAAGCCUUUAAUGCGACGGCUGUGAUCCGCCACAUGAGGCGCCUGCAGCUGGGCACCAGCUUUGGCGGCAGCAUCCACAGCUCCAACUCCCUGUCCAGCCCUCAGAGCCGAGCUCCAGCCAAGAGCCAGUCCGUGGACUGCACCCCGCUCUCCCUGAAGGACUCUCUUCCUAUAGCUCCUUUGCCGUCUGCUGUCAAAGUGUGCAGUCAGGACUCUGAUGACGCCCCGGCUCCCGUACGAGAGGAAGCUUCGGUGGUGGCUGAGGCGUCUCGGCCGCGACCCUCCACUGUUACAGUCAUCCACACUGGGACUAAAUGACGCCAGGUUCCGCGGGAGGUGAGCUGGGAGACCACGGAGCUUUGAGACGGGAAAAAAACAUCCCUGACCUCAUGCUUCAAUGUCGUUGCCCAGUUUGCCCAUCCCGCCACCUCCCAUCUGUUUCUGCCAACCACGGGAGGAAUUUGAGGAGCGCAGGCUCAGCUCCAUUUACCAUGGCUCAGCACGGCUCCCCCCUGCUUCCCAUCCCACUGUCAUCCAGACCUGGAGGUACAGAGGGGGAGACACUCACCUGAAGUUGUCAUUGUGGAGGCCAUGAUCAGCCUGGAUCAUGGCAGGUUAAAAUAAUAAUUUAAAAAAAGCAGCUGGUCUGGGAAGUGCCACACUAAAAGGAAACUGUUGAAGCUGCUGUCAUUUUUGACCGUGAGCAUAAUUUUUGACAGGACGAUCCGCUGUAUGCCUUGUAUAAAUAUCCUGCCUGGAACUGUUGAGUGGAGUCAUGUUAUGCAAGUGAAAUAUUAAGCUUCAAGCUGUGGUAAAUAAUUGUGACAUCAUCUGCACUCUGAACUUCUCGUUGUUUUGACAGCUCUUGUUAAUUUGCUGUGGUAUUUGCUGCGAUGGCUCACACCGUCAUAACUCCCAGCAGUAUGACAGUGUGUGUUGUGUCUUUGCUUUUAAGUGUGUGGACAUGAAAUACGAGCAGGACAAUGUGCUUCAGUCGUGGCUGAGAGGAUCGGUGCGUUGCACUAAUGUAUUGGAAUAUUUAUUUUCUUACAGUAUAUUUUGACUUUUGUAAGAACUCCACUUGCAGAAAUGUGUAAAUGUGUCGCUAGACUGGACUGAAAGGUACUUGCAUUGAAUGAUAAAGUAUCUAAUAGCUGUUGCUUUGUAAUUGCUGUUUUCUUUGGUGAAUUAAUUUUGAUGUGACUGUGAAGUCCUCCUCAACCACAGGAGGGCAACCACGGGUUGUCGCUUUGUGACCAGUUCUCAGGGAUCUGCAGGGAUGUGUACAUGAAGCUAACCAAACCCCUCUCAGAGUGACCAGAUGCUGCUGUUUCAGAUGGGGACGGUGAAAUUGUUGCAAAGUAAAACCUCCAAAUACUGCAUAUUAUUCCAAUGUGCCACUGGGAGAGUUUGACAGACGUUUUCUUUGGUUAAAACCGUUAUUAUCGGCAGUAUGAGGGUCACGUAACUCGUACUGAAUGGAUUGUUUUCCCUUUAAAACCCAUGAAAUCUAUGUGGAUGUAAAGAAAGUGUUCACCAGUGAAGUGUGCAUUCAUGUCUGUAGUUAAAAUGUAAAAUGACAAACGAAUGCAAAUGUACCCUGGCUAUUAUUGCUCCAGUCGCAGAGUCGGAUCAGUCAAAUCAGUAGUGUGCAGUUCAGUAGUUGAAAUAUCGUGCUCUGCUUCCGCUCAUGAAGUGGCUGGUCUGAAAACAGCUCACUCACUCUGUGUUUAAUCACUGUGCUUUCAUACCAGCCUGUUGAAUUUAGCAGAAAGACUCUUUCUCCGUCUCUCUCCGGCUCGCUCUCUAGAGACUUUCACACAGGGAAGAGAAGGGAUCUUUCUUUGUAUUUUCUCUGUGGUACCUCUUUUCAAUUUGAAUCACUCAACAUGAAUGGGCAAAGAAGAAACACUUUCACCAGAACGUGCCCGAUAUCGAGGGGCUGCGUUUGAAAUAUCUAAAAAUGUGGUGAAAAUCCAAAUGGACUUUGAGCCUCUACUUGCUGUAAAUACAAAUCUCAACAACAUUUGCUUGGGUCUUGAGUGUUUAUUUUUGUCCCCCCUCCCCAUUUCCCCUACCCAAAAGAAAGCUAAAUAUGACACAUUGAAAGCCCCUCAGUAUGCAUGUUUUACAUAUUGUUGCAGAAAUGUGUUUUGGAGUUGUAGAGAUUCAUGUAUUAAAAAAAAGAGGCUUGUUUGCA
Molecule: messenger RNA, 3284 nt
Organism: Stegastes partitus (bicolor damselfish)
Lineage: Eukaryota; Metazoa; Chordata; Actinopteri; Pomacentridae
Gene: camk1db
Product: calcium/calmodulin-dependent protein kinase 1Db
Exons: 11
Coding region: 161-1402 (413 amino acids)
Biological process (GO): protein phosphorylation
Molecular function (GO): protein kinase activity; ATP binding
Source: RefSeq, a predicted model, not a curated record